AGGACGAACUUUCUCACAAUCGAUAGUCAUAAUGACAAAUAGGCUCGGCAAAACCGCCGCUCGGCGAGCCGAAGGCUCAUACCAUUCAAAUAAUUCUUCCAAGAGAGACUGUUCCGACUUUAGUGUUAAGAACAUAAAAAGGGAAAAAGAGAAAACACAGUAGACACAUCUGAAUUUCAUCUUCUUCGUUUAAGCUUCAAUGUCACUCCUCAAUCAACUCUUUAACAGAGGUGUCUUUGCCGGAAAAUGCAAAACUUGCUUGAGCUUGGCAAUCUCGCGGAUCAAGUUGCUGCAGAAUAAGAGGGAUCUGCAACUGAAGCAUAUGCGCAAGGAGAUCGCACAAUUCUUGCAGACAGGGCAGCAACCAAUAGCUCGAAUUCGGGUGGAGCAUGUAAUACGGGAACAAAACGUAUGGGCUGCAUAUGAAAUUCUAGAGUUGUUUUGUGAAUUUGUUCUUGCUCGUGUCCCGAUCAUUGAAAGCCAGAGAGAAUGUCCAGUUGAACUGCGAGAGGCUAUUGCAAGCAUAAUAUUUGCUGCUCCUAGAUGUUCUGAUCUUCCAGAUUUACUUCAGCUGAAGAAUUUGUUUGCAGUGAAAUAUGGGAAAGAAUUUGUCUUUGCUAUUUCUGAGCUUCGUCCUGAUUCUGGCGUUAAUCGAUCAAUUAUUGAAAAGCUUUCCGUGAGUGCUCCUCCUGGAGAACUAAAGCUCAAGGUCAUGAAGGAGAUUGCACAAGAACACGGACUCAACUGGGAUUCUUCCAGCACUGCAUCUGAAUUUAGUAAAACUCACGAAGACCUGCUGGGCGGACCCAAGGUAGUACAAGGAGCAGCCGCCUCACAAACUCCUCAACACAGCUCUUCGAAUCCUUCCAUUCCUUAUGAGGCAGCACAUCCCGCUGCGUCUCCCAUGGGAAAGCAAGAACCCGAACGCCACCAUACAUUUAGCCCAAUUAGCAAUAUUACAAGCGAAAUCAAAGCAGGACAUAAACAGUUUGAUGUCAAACCAGAAGUUGCUGCUAAAUUAGAUACAAGACCACCUCCAUCAGAUGUAUUAGAGAAAGCCAAAGCUGCCAUUGCUUCAGCUGAGCGUGCCACUGCAGCAGCCCGAGUAGCUGCUGAGCUAGCAAAUGUCAAACUUGGAGCAAUGAAGUUUGAAGGAGGACAAACUUCGGAGUGCUGAAGACAAAAAGAAAGGUAAUGACGGUCAUUUCAACGAAAGGGAUAAUUGCAUCGAUUACAAUGUUGCAUGUAGGCACAAUCGAAAAGACGUUCAAAAUCCACAAAUGAAAUGUAGUAGAGACAAUUGUAGUAAAUAAGUUUUUGUUAAGUGCGCUAGAACUCAAACAUAUAUUUUCGAUAUUCUAUACUUUCAAUGAGUAACAUAAAUGAAGAUGUACAUAAAAUGUGAAUAGUAGAUGAUAGAAAAUAAAUAUAACUCAAAGAUUGCACCAA
Benincasa hispida (wax gourd) is the source of this 1449-nucleotide messenger RNA. RefSeq names its product Regulator of Vps4 activity in the MVB pathway protein. Lineage: Eukaryota; Viridiplantae; Streptophyta; Magnoliopsida; Cucurbitales; Cucurbitaceae. Gene Ontology annotation, biological process: protein transport. The record is from RefSeq and is a predicted model, not a curated record.